Molecule: messenger RNA, 10899 nt
Organism: Acanthaster planci (crown-of-thorns starfish)
Lineage: Eukaryota; Metazoa; Echinodermata; Asteroidea; Valvatida; Acanthasteridae
Product: rho guanine nucleotide exchange factor 28-like
Biological process (GO): regulation of Rho protein signal transduction
Molecular function (GO): guanyl-nucleotide exchange factor activity
Source: RefSeq, a predicted model, not a curated record
ACUGCAAAGUGGUUGGAGGAAACCAGCUAAGGAAAGUGAUACCAUUAUGGCGGAAGAGAGUUCCAUUCAUAAGCGGGACAACUGGCAGUGUUGUAAUACUGGAAUUUUGAGCUUUUUAAUCUGACGAAGGCUCUGAGAAUAUGAUAAAGAAAAUGAACGGAAUUCAUGGCUGAUGUUCGCCAUAGGAAAACACAAAGCAUUGGAAAGGAAAUGAUCAGAUGUGCGGAUAAAGCACUGGUGGUUGUAAAUUCCUGGUAAAGCCCCUGCUCAGUGUGAGCUGUCACAAUUGAGCAUUUCCCAUUCCUUCCUGGAUUAUCGGAAUAUAAUACGGUACUUGACUUGGAAGGAAUCCUCGAACAUGCGCAACAAAGGGGACAAUUGUCAGAUGGCUUUCUCACCCAAAGAGUCGCCAAUCUAUGGUGGCAGUCAGAUGGUGGUUGUAUUCUCUGAGACGGGUGACCUUCCCAGUGAAGAUGCAGAGAUCUUCUUAGUGUUUCAGGGAACCAAGUCUAGGCAUGUCACUGUAGCUCGCAGAUUGGACCACAGCUCUGUGAAAGCUAUCAUUCCAGGGCACGACUGCUUUGAGUCAGUUCAUCUCUCCUGCUACAGUUCCCUAGAUGGCGCUGUGGAGCUCUUGUCAGAAGGUGCCUUCAGCUACAUCCAGGAUUCCACCUAUUUCCUGGCCCACUACCUCGCCUCUAGUGUCUGUGACUUGACGGCCUUGCAGAAUCCCUCCUCCAUCAAGUCGGACCGCUUCAACUUGUGGGAGGAGGAUAUGUCUACCCUGGAUGAGCGGCUGACAGCUGCCUUUGAACACCAGGAUCUCUCGCCCAGCUGGCGAUUAGUGGAGGACCCAUCCAGGCUAGACCAAGAUCCACCACCAAGAGAGACGCUGCUUCACUUUGCCACCCGCUUCAAUCUGCCGCAGUUUGCCGAGUAUCUUUUGGACAAGCCUGGUAGUGAUGUCGCCUUGAGAAUACCCAAUCAGAACGGGGAAUUGGCUGUUACCCUGGCGAGGUCACAUGGCUUGAAUGACUUGGCUGAUCGUAUGGAUGAGCACAGCUUCAGUGGUAGUUCACAUCACCCUACAGACCUUAGCCGAGUCCAAAGCAAAUCUGUGACGGUGAAGCGGCACGAUAUUGGCACGGCAACCAUCACCUCCAGCACGUCAGAGGCGUCUCGUUCACUGGAAGGUGAUAUUCAAAUGCUAAGAGAUUUAGUCAGCUUCAUGGGGGAAGAAGCAGAAAGUCCACCAGCCAGAUCAACGGGUGACCCACCUAGUCCUGACUGCUUCACAGUGGGUAGUCUACCAGCGAGAUUACCCUCGGAAAUGCUAUCAUCGAGAGCACCCUCACAACAGUCCAGUCAACAGUACUUCUCAGCAGCUGAUGAUGACUUGAAUGACAGAGGAGAUGAUGAGGAGGAUGAAGAUGAAGACGACGAGGAGGAGACGAGGAGACCAGAUGACAUUCCUGAGGAGCCAGUACUAGAAGAGAGCAUGGCGCAUCUUCACUUACUCAACACCAAAGUUCAAAGGUUACGGGCCAGCAAUAAAGAGUAUCUGACCACAGAGGAUGCAAGAAGGGAAUCUUUGUCAAGAUUUAGUUCAUCUUGCCCAGUGCUAGCCGACGACAAUGAAAAAAUACAUAUUCCACGAAUUGUGUUGACUCCGCCUCCAUACAUGCACAUUUUAGACAUUCCAAUGAGAGAGCAAGCCACAGAACGCUACCUCCCAAGUGAUGAAGAGGCAGAGCAAGAGGAGGAGGAGGAAGAGGAGGGGGAGGAACAGCAGGUCCCCUCCACCCAUCCCCCAUCUGACAGUCCCCUGCUGGCCAAUGAUGAGUCCUCAUCCUUCCAGGAGGAGUUUACCGAGGAUGUGCCGGGAAUAGAGGAGGGCCCCCCAUCGGCCCAGGAAAGGCCUGCAAGCCAGCCCGUCGAGAUCCACUUGAAUGACGUCAGCGUGAGCGACAGUAGUAGGACUGAGGUUGCGGCCCCAGGUCAGGUGUCACCAUCCAGGUUAGAGGGAAGCAGUUCCCCAGACGAAUCAUCUGAGGACCUCUUGGAGCCAGAGGAGAAGGUGCGUCGUCACAGCUGGGGACCAGACCCUAACGACGAGGUUAUCAGCCCCUCUCAGGAGUCCCAAGUAUUGGAAGGACUGCCCCUGGCUUUGGCCCCAAGAAGUAAAAGCAUGGGCAAUCUGGAUGUCAACAGUGAGGAGGAAUUCCACGAUGCCAAAGAUAUUCUAACUCCAAAGUCCUCAAAAGCAUCUGUGGAGCUAUCACCAGAUCAAGGUCCAAGUGCCACGUCGUCACCGAUUGACUCGAGGGAUCCUGAAGUACAGACUGAGUCCGCUGACGUGAUUGUGGAUGAGAAGCUUGAUCUGAGCUCGAGUGAGUUAGACGUCACCGCCAUCUUGCCACCAGACAAUGCCCCCACGCUCCCAACCCAAGCCGAGAUUGAUGCUGUCCCACGCAGAAAGAAAAAAGAGGAUGGCCUGAGUCAGAACCGUCCUCGGCAAGCCAACUCUAUGUUUGUCACCCCAAGGACGGAGGAUUACGAGGGGGAGCCGGUAGGCGAGGAAUUACCCCUCACGCCGGAAGAGCCUGAACUGCCCAAUUCACCCCAAAGUGCACCGCCGAUAGUCAUGCUCACUCUAACCUCUCCGAAGUCUCGCCAUCCAAUCCAAUCCGUGGUGGAGACAGACAGCGACUCGGACAACAGUCGUGAUUCCGACGUGGACGAUGCACAGCGGCAGCAGCUGACCGCCGCUAAGCAAAGGAAGGCUCGACUGUCACUGACGGAGUUCCUGAGUGACCCCAGGAACUUUCAGGACGAUCAGGUGCAGAAGGUUGAACAGCAACAGCUGCAGCAACAACAGCAGCAACUACAGCAGGAGCAGUUGCCUCAAAGUAGAGUGUCUGCUUUAGCAAGCAGUGAGAUGGAGUCAAGUAAGAUGAUUAGAAGGUUCAGCUUCCUAAAGAAAACCAAAAAUAAGAAAGAGGACAAAGACAAGAGAGAGAAAGACAAAGAGAAGAGAAAGCACCAGUUUGUGGGCGUUUCCUUCUCUAACUCCACUAAGUGUGAUUACUGUGAAAAGUCCCUGGCCAACAGAGACUCACUGCAGUGCUCAGUCUGUUUUGUAAAUGUCCACAACAAUUCUUGCAAGGAUCAUGUGCAAGGUUGUGCAAAGCUCACUAAACACCACAAACAGGUCUCUAAGUCUGUGAGCAGUUUGUCUCGGGAUCGUCUCUCCACCAUCAUUCCAAGCAGACCAGGCAGUACUCGUGAGUCUGGUGUGGCUCAUACACAGUCCCUGAGGGAACCCACAAAAAUGAGACCAGCAUCUUCGGGACCCCAGUGCAAUGGGAGGGGGGAUUUUUCUGUAACAUAUUCUUGUUUGCUAAUCCUGUCAAACUUAACCGUGUUAUCAUGUGACCACACUCAUUUGCCCUGUGCACACCUGGACACCAGUACGGACACUGGACGUUGGCAUUGGCAUCGUGUGGCUGUAAAGUUAGGGGUCAAGACAAUUGAGGAAAGUGAAGAAAUUGAGGAAUCCACAGAUAGCACGUCUAAGCCCAGUAGCCUCAGCAACAACAACAUCUCUAUGUCCAUGGAGUCGUUAGAUGAAGUCUCAGCUGUAACUCUGGAAUUUGAUGAGGAUGAGGAUCUGGUCUCGAGAGGAACGGAGCCAGAAUCUUGGAGUGUUACAGCAGAGAAGAAGGUUUUGAAAAAGAUGAGUCACAAAGAAAUCAAACGACAGGAUGUGAUAUUUGAAUUCAUUAAAACUGAAAAGCACCAUAUGAGAACACUGAAGAUCAUGCAAAAGAUUUUCAGCUUUGGGAUGCAGAAUGAGCUGAAGAUGGACCAGACCAUCAUCAACAAAGUCUUCCCCUCCCUGGAAGAGCUGGUGCAGAUUGCUGUCCAGUUCAACGAGGCCUUGCAGGCCAAACAGAGGACCGGUCAACCGGUAGAGACGAUAGGUGAUGUCUUGGUCAAUCAGUUUGACAAAGAGAACGGGAAGCGAAUGAUGGAAGCCUAUGCCUUCCUGUGCAGUCGGCAGAUUGAGGCUGUAGCACUCUAUAAGGAGUUGUAUAAGACAGACAGGAAGUUCCAGGCAUUUAUUAAGAAAUGUAGUACCAAUGCCCUUUGCAGACGGUGGUCCAUUCCAGAGUGCAUACUGAGUGUUACUAACAGACUCACCAAGUACCAUCUACUUAUAGGAGCCAUUAUCAAACCUUCCAAAGGUACCAAAGUGGACAAAAGUGAAAUCCCAAACCUCCAGAAAGCAUUGCAGCUUAUCAAAAACAUAUGCCAAGAUGUGAAUGUUCAGGUCAAAGAGUACGAACGACACCAGAGACUGAUGGAAAUCUAUAACAAGCUGGAGGCUAGGUCCACAGGCAUCCUGAAAAGUGGCAAGAAAUUCAAGAAAUCAGACCUGUUGUCCAGCAAUCGAAAGCUGAGGCAUGAAGGGGAGCUGAAGUGGAAGUCAGCUAGGGGACGGCUGACAGAAGUCGUUGCCGUUGUGCUCAGCGAUGUCAUCAUCUUCCUUCAGGAAAACAACCAGAAAUACACCUUUGCCUCCCAGGAUAACAAGCCACCUGUGAUCAACCUGUACAAGCUUAUGGUGCGGGAUGUGGCCAUUGACAAGUGCAGCAUGUACCUGAUCAGUCCCAACAAGAUUGCACCUGAGAUGUAUGAGGUCAACUGUGACACUCCAGAAAAAAGAAAACGUUGGAAGGAAAUCCUGGAACAGGCCAUCCAUGACUGUCCUGAUGAAGAUGAAGGUGUAGGAGAAGAUGCAGAGACAGAUGAAGAGAAGCGUGCUGCAGAGGCAAGAGCCGCUAAGAUCAAGAAACUGCUUGAACAAAUGCAAGAGAAGGACAACCAGUUGAAUGAGAUCAUGGAGGAGAAAGCUAAGCUAGUAGAGGAAUUGAAGGACACACUCAGCAAAGAUGAUGCCUUGGGAACCUUGAAAUCAUCUGUGAUAGUUGAUAGCGACGCUCAGAUGCAGGAAGCUAAACAGAUUCUGCUGGCUGCCAUAGCUGAAGCACAUCGCCUUACCACAGCAGUCUACAGUGCUGGGGUGGGGUUGACUCGUAGUGCUAGCAGCGCUGGUGAACGAGAAAGCGGCUUAUUCCAAGCCCCUGCCCUACCAAAACGUGCUGAAACCUUUGGUGGCUUUGACAAACAGCAAGGUGCUGUGGCCAAGAAGCGUUUUGUUGCCAGCACCAGGGAGACAGACAACCGCAGUUACAGCUUCCCUGACUUGGCCAAGGCUGAGGGGAAGCUUACGGAUGAGUCGGACAGUCACCACCCUGCUCAGCAAGGCUCUGACCCUAACCUGUUGUCUGAUAGCUAUCAGGACAGGCUACACAUGCAUGGGAAGGAGCCAGGGAGUCAGGACAGGUUCUCAGACAACUCCAGCCGACUGACUGUGGACAGCUUCAGCUCCACGAGUGAGGACAUACCAGAGGGCAUGUUGAAAGACGAUAAAACUGCUGUCACACCGGACCAUGUAGUUAGCGUCAACCACCUCCUGAAACAUCUCAACUCCCUCUUGUCGAUUACAUCCAAGAAAGAAACGGCUUAUGAAAGCAUGAGAUCACAGUUGCUGGAAGCGAACAAGAGGAUUGAAUCACUGGGUGGAGUUGUUCCCAAGCCCCGCGCUAAAGCUUACUCCAUGGGUACACAAGGGUUGGCCUCACUACCAAAACGAGGGGACAAGGGACGGAGCAGCAGUACAACUUCAGAUAAAAAUCUGGACUCUAAGGAUGGUAAAGGGAGGACGCCUGACACCAAAGAUAGGAGUAAACGAGAGUCAGUUGGGGAAGGGAAGCCCUAUGAGCCUCCUUUUAGUGGUGUGAAGGCCUCAGACCAAAGCCUUAGGAGAAUAGCCUUUGGAGACAUAUCCUAUAAUGAGAACAGCACCCAUGCUGGUCAUGGGGCACAGGCUGAGAGCCCCAAGUCCAUCAUGAAGCACCGAGGGAUGAGCGACAGCAGAGCGCCCAGUGAACCACCAUCAUCAUUCUUGUCAUCCUCCUCCUCAUUGUCCCCAGAGAAGACUGUCGGCGGCAGGAGGCGGGAUGCAGUGCCGGAGCACCUGCUGAGUGCCACCAACGAGCUGCAGGGAUCCAGCGGGCUGGUCCAGCAGCAGCUCCCCUUGAAGCUCUCUUCGUUGGCUUCCAUCCAGCCCUCCUCUUCCUCCUCUAACAAACCUCAGCAGAUGAUCCCCACAAAACUCUCAUCUCUUGCCUCGUCAGCGAAGAGCUCAUCCCCUGCAAUGACACGCAAUGGGAACCGGAUGUCCACGGGGUCCUCCAAAUCCAACCAGGGAUCCAGCAAAAUGAACAAUAAGCAGGGCAAGGAGCAGAACAUCAUAUUUUUCUGAGGAGGCUGACCAUUCCAACUGACUGGUUGUCCACUGAGGUGAGAGACAUUUCAGUCCUGGCAAUAACGUCAAAAUUGCUGCGGGAACUCUGGACAUCAUUUUCUCCAGGAGAUUUUUUAGUGCAGUAUGCUUGCUUACCGUGGUGCGGCUGUAUAUAAGGAAGCCACCUAAUGUUGCUUGUCCAAUAUUGCUAUGGAGAAAGUGGACAAUUUGAGAGUGUAAAAAAUUUAAAGAACUGUACAGUUUAAUAAUCAAGAGAUGGUGUGUGUGAUGCAUUGAGGGUAGACCAAGUUCAGAAACCACAAAAUUUAAACUGCAAAUAAUUCUUGUGAAUAUUGAAGUAUGUACAAAACAGGAGAAAACAGAUACCAGCCGUUCCACUAUUUUUAGGUGCAGAAUUUGUACUACUAUUAACGGGCCAGAAUAUCUAUAUAAUAUUCCGAUUUUCUUGAAGUUUGCAAUGUAGGUUGUAGUGCCUAUUCAAGAGAACAAAUGUGUAAAUUAUGAGUGGAGUAUUUGUUUGCAAGCGUGUUUGUUGUGCCAGUUAGUUUGUACAUCUGUUUGGUUUCUUCGGGGGAGGGGGUGUUUGCUCGUAGCAACUGCCUAAGCAUACCAGUAGAUGGGUUCAUGAAUUGGUGAGUUUUUAACUCUCGGAGUAAAUUUUGAAAAAUAUGUAAGUCUGAAAUACAAUAUUGACUUUUGUGAAAGGGCAUGCUUUUCCUGUUGGUACAUACGCAUAGCUGUUUUGUGAAUUUCAUUUGAUUUAGGUUUUUGGUCAAAUUUUGUUUUCCAAUUUUUAGACCUAUCAAAGGAAACCUAAGUUGAUCUUAAAUGAGUGAUGUCCAGUUUUUCAAGUUACUUGGCGCUUUAGGCCCUCAGCAAAACUCAGUAUAUAUCUUUGGCCAAAGUAUUUUCUAAUAUGUCUGGUACCAUGCUCAUAUUGCACUUUAAUCCUAAAUUCAAUGAUUUAGUCAGCUUCUACCUAGUCAAUAAAGUUUGCAGUCCAUUGUGCCUGAUAAGCAGAUAUUUGUUUCAUUUCAACUUGUGAGAAUCCUACAAAUGUCACCAUUGUUCUGAGCAUUUUGAGCAAAGUAUUACAACUUUUGACUGCUUUAAGUAGUCUUGUAAAACUAGCCUUCCAUGGUGAUCCAUUUUAUUUUUAUAGAUUCAAGUUAAAGCCACAGGGGAAAAAUGUUCCACUCGUAAAAGCAGUCAGCAUUUGUUCUUUGGAGGCCAUCACCAUAGAUUUCUGUAAAGUUUAAAAAAGUAUUUGACUAGUAAUUAAAAGCCCAACUCAUUUCAGUUCAAGUGGUAUAAAUGAGAAAUUCCUUUGCAGUUUGCCAAACUUGAUGAAAAUAUUUGCUUCAAGCUACAUAUUAUGAGCUGGCAUGGGCAUACAUAUGAAACUAUUGCAGAUGGCUCUGAACCUUUCAGACUGAGACUGUCUUGGUCAUUUUUAUUUUGAGUGUACAAUAGAAUAACAAAUUCAUCCGAUUUGCUCUCAGCCAAUCAAAACAGAAUCUUUGGGUGCGGUGUUUGAAAAGCCUUAGGCAAGAAUAAUUGUAAAAAGCACCUUGUUGUCCAGAGUGUAGAUAAGAAAAUGUUCAGAGAAACAAACUUCUAUUUUUGAUACAUAAUUGUAUAAGGAUACCUGGAUGAGUCCCUUCAGAUACUUUGUGUAUGCAUUCUUGAUUAUAUUCCCUCCAAUGCAACAACAGCAGCAGAACAAAACAUUGGAAGUGUGCUGUAAAAACUUUCAGCAUUGAAGUGUGGCAGCAUUCAGUAAUUUAAAGUUGCAUGAUGGAAACAAAAUGGGAAUGUUUUGGAGACAGUGUAGUCCUUUCUUUUCUGCAUCAGAGCUGAACUCUGCCAACCUCGGCGUGGGUAGCUGCCUUGAUAAGAAAGAAAUGAAUGACUCGGGUACUAGCAUGUUGUACAUUGUGUAUAAUUACUCAUCACUAUACAACCACAACGAUGCCAAAAUGACAUUGCAGAUUCAACCCCUUGGACUACAGUAGGUGUGCCAUUGUGGUAAAAACUGUUAGCGUACCUACUUUGACAUCCUGAGUAGAAAUUCAAAUUCAGGCACAGGAAAUUGCAGUACGCACUUUGCACUCAACGUUUAUAAAGAAAAGAAAGGUCUAUACAGCAUACAGUACUAGUAAAACAUAGGUUUAACAGUGGGCAAAGAACAAAGAUCGUGUAAUGCUGCGUAGCGGCACAAGAUUGAGAACUUCACCGUGAAUACGUGUAAAACGUAAUCUUAUGGGCACCAUUUGAGCAAGCGAUGCACCUGCACAGUGCACAUUAAUGCACAGGCGCUGCGACAGGCGCACACACCUUGUGCGCCUGAGUUUAUGCAUCAACAUGCACUGUGCAGGUGUAUUGCUUGCCCAGACUGCGUCCAUGGUGAUUACACCUUUUGGGCAGAGUUCUCCAUCUUACGCUGCUAUGUGGCACUAUACAAUCUUUGGCAAAGAGUUUAAGCCCAGCCAAAAAUGGCGGGGAAAGUAUUAAAUAGCAAUGUAUGCUGAAUCAGUUGAACCAGAUUCUCCACUGAUGCAAUGAAGUAACUGAUGGAGAUGGGCACUGGAGAAAUGUUACAUUUUGUCUAUUGUUUCUGCCCACCAUUUGUAACCUGUCUGUCCAAAUGCCACUGUUUGAAGUGUACACUGAAUGUAAAAUUCAGUUUUAAGGCCAGAAUGUUAGUACCUGAUCAACACUAAACUUGGGGCACAAGAAGUCUUCUCGCCAAAAAUCCAUUUUUCCUUUGCAAACAGACAAAAGCAAAAGUUAAGGAAUACUUGAUCCUAUAAACAGGCCCUCACUAUAAAAAUAGUUUACUGUCUUUGUGUAUCUAAAGAAUUGUAACUUUCUGUAUAUGCAGAAAGGCAGUGUGCUACUUGAGAUUUUAUUUAGAAUUAAUUUAAUUGCGCAGAUAGCUCAAUGGUGUACAAUAUUUAUAUUAAAGAUGUGACUGAUCUUUUUUUAAGCCAGACUUAUGGAGAAGCAAAUUUUAGUCAUGCAGUUUGGUCUGCAACUGACAAGAGGUAUUGAACUUGGUUAUUUUGACCCUUAAAACGAUUUUCAAAAAGCACUGUAUUUUAGAACCAUUUGUUAUUAUUAGGAAAACUAAUAGAAAUCUUCAGCUCACACUUUGCCUUUGAAUACAUGUACUUUGAAUACCAGGCUUCCAGCAAUUUCUAGACAUCUUGGUGAACAGUUCGAUUGAGCAGUUGGAAAGAGUAACUCUUAUCCCAAAUUUGACAAAAUAAGAACUGGGCGAGGUCUUGCAAAGUAGUAAAUUACACCAAAGUGCCAAAGUUGCUUUUUUCAGAUUGCAUGUUGAAACUGAGUCUAGAGAUGUCGUAAGAGAUUUGGAAUCUGUUUCAAAAAGAUAUCCAAACAAUCGUUUCUUCAUGAAAAGCAUUGGUUGGUUUUUUUUUAAACCUGUUCCCAUUAGUAAUAUUCUAAGGAAAAACUUCCAAGUUUCAUAAGUUUUAUUCGGACUAUUCAAGUCCUUGUGUGCAUGCUGAAAUGUACAUAGGAGUAUGGAGAAAUCUCCAGUGUUUGAUGAAAAUUUCCCUCCAAAAAUCUUUCAGAAUUUCGUCACUAACCCCAUAGAAAUCAUGAUAAAGGAAUACUGUAAUCUUUCUCAUUAAACAGGCAUUGCUUUAUCAGUAUUAUAAUUUUAGCUGCUGCUGGAAGAGCCACGGAUAGUUGAUCCUACUCUUCAAGAAACUUCACCGAGGUAUCCUUAAAUGAGUCCCAAUCACAUUGAACUUAUUGCCAGACAUCCUGAAAGAGAAAGAAAAACAUGACUUAUUUGGUUUUCUGCAGGUACAUUUGUGCACAAAAUCUGCUCCAUUCCAGUUUUAUUGCCAGAUCUUGGCAUACUAGAAGUAGUGGCAGUCCAGUGCUGUUGGUAUUUUUAAUUUUCACUUGUGUUUGUUAUGUGGUAUCCAAAUUCAAGAGCCAUAAGGUGAUAUUCCAAAGUCAUUCUUUGACUUUUUAGGUUUAUUUGUGUGAAAACUAUGGUGUGAUGAUUGUUGGAAACUUUUAAAAACAUUCAGCUUGUGAUAAAUUGUAUUUUCUUUUACAAACAGCAACAACAUUCUAAUAGUUUCCCAAAUUAAAUCAUGUUUAAAACUCGCAGACCAAUGUUUUGGUUUGUUUUUGUAAUCUUGGAUUUAGUCUGCUCGAAUAUAUAAUUUGCCAUGGGUUUUUUUUGUUUGAAGUGAUUGUACAUGUGUAAAUCUUAUUUAUUACUGAUUUUUGUUUUAAAAUAAAAGUUCCAAACAGUCCCCUUCCCUGUACUGAUUUUAUAAACUGCACCAGGUUUGAAAGUAAAUACUUAACAAAUGUGAUGCUUUGUACACCUGGGUAUGAGGUUGAGAAUAGCCUGUUGGCUAGUAAUAUUGCGGUAAUUAAGUUAGUUAUUUCCUAACUAGGAAAAAUCACCACACAAAAAAUAAAUGAAAAUUUGCAAAGAAAACUUUACAAAAUAA